GAAGCUUGGGAACUCUUUCCCCAGGACCUCGAACUUGGUCAAACCAUUGGGGGAGGCAAGUUUGGCAAAGUCUAUGAGGGUCUGCUCAACGACCAGAAGGUGGCCAUCAAAACCAUGCGCAAGAAGAGCGAUCCCGCCGCUCUGGCCGAGUUUCGCCGCGAAGCUGCCGUCAUGAGUCAGCUGCAGCAUCAAAACGUCAUCCAACUGCUCGGUGUCGUGCUCAAUCAGCAUCCUCCGCUCCUGAUCAUGGAGCUCAUGGGUGCCUGCUUCCUGGACCUGUUGAAGCGCUGCACUCUGUCGGAGAAAGAUAUCCUGGAUUGUGCCUUGCAGAUUGCGGCUGGUCUAGAAUAUGUGCAUCACUCGGGCUAUCUCCAUUGCGAUAUCGCCUGCCGCAACGUGCUCGUGGCCAACUCGGGCCGCCUGGUCCUAGGCGACCUAGGUCUAGCUCGCAAGAUGGACUCACCCGAGUGCAAUUUGAAGGGCAGCAAGGCCAAGUUCCCCAUCCGCUGGACCAGCCCCGAAGUUUUUCAACAGCAAAUGCUCACUCGAUAUUCAGAUAUCUGGAGCUUUGGCAUCACCUUAUGGGAGGUUGUCACUCAGGGUGGUGUGCCCUACGAAGGCUUGACCAAUAAGGAAGCAAAGCGAACGGUCAAAGAAGGCAACACGCCAGGACGUCCCUCAAACUGUCCCAACUCGCUGUAUAACAUCAUGCAGCAGUGCUGGCGCACCCCCGCAGAACAACGGCCACACUUUGACGAUCUAGUUCAUGAGCUGAUCAGCUUGAAAAUCAAU
Messenger RNA from Monosiga brevicollis MX1, 792 nucleotides. RefSeq lists its product as uncharacterized. Gene Ontology annotation, biological process: positive regulation of kinase activity; cell surface receptor protein tyrosine kinase signaling pathway; protein phosphorylation. The transcript is spliced from 2 exons. The annotation marks the transcript as partial. The record is from RefSeq and is a predicted model, not a curated record. NCBI's taxonomy places the organism in Eukaryota, Choanoflagellata, Craspedida, Salpingoecidae. Gene Ontology annotation, cellular component: signaling receptor complex. Gene Ontology annotation, molecular function: transmembrane receptor protein tyrosine kinase activity; ATP binding.